GCGCUGAUUGACAGUUGGCGAACGACUGCGGACGGCGCAGGAUCUAAAACCGCGCUAGGCGCUGCUCUCCACGCUCGCUUCGGUCCGCACUUCUCUUACCCGUGGAUAUCUCUACCCGGUGCUUUUUCGUGGGGGAAGAACUCGAAACACGCAUAUUCCCGUGGCUGCCUUUGCCCGCCGGCCCGCGCGCACACCACACACAACAUAUACACCGACCUUCCACCUUCUGUCCGCCGGAGUUACGAGUGGCACACGCAGUAGUAGUUACGGUUAGGGAGGAGGGUCGCCCGCCGUCUCGCGGACAGCUCUCUCGCGCGUCACCUCUUCUCUCUCCUCAGCGUGCGUGACCGGUUGGUUGGUUGGUUCGCCUCGUUCGUUCGUUCGUUCGUUCGUACGUUCAGUAAUCGCCGUGAGGAGGAACGCGCUUCUUCUGUACACGGCUCGGUGGUGACGCGACUCUUUCGGUGUCGUCGAACGACGCGCUGUGUGCCCGCCGGUUCGGUUUUUUAUUUCGUCCAUUUCUGACCGACACGCGUCUCUCUCGCCCGUCGUCGAGCCGCGCGCCGAUACUCGACGAUUUUUCUAGGGUGAUCGUGUACGCGCGACGGACCACCCCCAUCGACCACCCCCGAAGCCCCCCUCGUGUGUGAUCAACCGUGUCGACGAAAACUAGAACGGCAACAUCGGGGAUCUAUCGGAGCGCGGGACGACCCGUCCGAGUGCACGCUAGUGGCAACGCCGCCUCCUCCGUCGCUCCAACAUUCGCUCCAGCAUUCGCACCGUGGCUCCCGACUCGGAGCAAUUCGAAGACCGCAUCCCCCGUCGAUCACGGAUUUAACGAGGGCACAGUGUGGACGGAGCACCGCCGUUUAACCGUGCCAGUGGAGCUCGACCCGACACCGGACACCACCCGCAGCCUGUGCUCUCCGCGUCUAUUCGCUACAAAGAAUUAAUCGAUCCGUCGCACGAGUUGCCCCGGUCCUCGGUGCGUGUUUACGCAUCUCGCCGAUAUCUCUCCACCAUUGUUCGAGACGCGCCGCGAUCGUCCGCGCUAUUAACGACGGCCACCGCGCGAACGUCGCGUAACGCGAACGUCGAAACGAAACGACACUGUUGACUUCGCGCCAAUCACGGGAAGGAUGUGAACCGUGCUCCGUCAGUGACCAUCGUCGGCAUAGGCCCUCUGGUGUUUUUUGUUUGUUUUUCCUUUUCGUUUCCGCGUUGGGAAUACAUAGUCCCCGUCUUCGUGUCCUCGCACUGUGCGCGAAUCACCCUUCGAUGCUCGAACGGCCAGUGGACUAAACGCAAAGAAGAGUAGAGGAGAUAUAAAGAGAGAAAAAGAGAGAGGGAAAGAGAGAGCGCAGCCUAGAUUCGUGAAUACAAGAUCUUCACCGUGAAUUCGUAGUGAUCGUAGUUCCGCGUUGUUCCGAGUUUGUUCAGUCCGUCGCUGAACGUUCGUCAGUCGAUACUUUCCGGUUUUCGAUUUGCGCGCGCUUCGACGUACAGUGGACAUCCAGACGCGUUCCGCGUGCACCGGUCGACCGAGAGGAAAAGGAAUCGUCGCGCAGCCAGCGAAGAAGAAGCAUAUGUCUGUAUGAGCGGCCACGUGCUCCACUGAACCGAAAAGAGAGCAUCGAGCGUAUGAUGUCGUCGUGGUACUGACAUUAUCGAGAGAGAGAGAGAGAGAGAGAGAGAGAGGCCAAGCUCCUCCCGUCUGGUCAGCGGAUACUUCCGGCGUGGUGACCGGGACGAUGAGGAAGCACGUGUGUCCGGCCGUAGCCGUGGUCCUCCUGCAACGUUCAAGCGCGCGUCCCGAACUCUGCUGACGCUCGCUUCGACUCUUCGCCGUGACAGCGUCUCGUCGCCGCCGCUCGACUCGGAUUCGGGAAUCGUCGAGGGCCGACGGAACACUCGAAUCCAUCGAAACAGUCGACCGCCAUCCAGUUCGCGCCAGGCCGCAGCCCUGCACGCCGUCGGCUGGUGAACUCCUUCGCGGUGGUUACCAUCGCCGCCGUCUCGGCCAUCGUCGACGUCUGCCAGCCGAGGACGAUCACCGACGGCCCUGGUGGUGCCAUCCUCCCCUUGUCCCCACGAUUCCUUCCGAACCCCGUGUCUCUCGGUCGACACCGACAGUGCAACGAGCAGGCUGAAUAAAAUACCGAGAUCAUCGCCGCGAUCAGGCGAAACAGUGAGCGCAAACGGUGUGUUAGUGAAGUGUUACUUGCUUUAUACUGUGGGAAAAUACAGCCGCUACGGUGGCUCAGCACGCAGAGUUCCCCGGCGCGGCCAGGGCGUUCAUGGCGCAGCCAAGGUACGACGAUGGCGGGCUGCACGGGGGUUACCUCGAGGGAGGAGGUGGUGGCGGCGGUGCAGGGCUGUACGAUCCUCACGGGAGCGCCAGAGGGGUGCCGGGCCUCCAUCACAGUCCACACCUGGGGGGUAUGGGACCAGCAGCACACCCGCAGUACCCACCACCCCCGCCGCAGCCGCCCCAACACGUCCUCGCGGCCGCGGCAGCGGCUGCCGCGUCCGCGGUGCCCGACGUACACAAACGCGACAAGGACGCGAUCUACGGACAUCCCCUAUUCCCGCUUCUCGCGCUAAUCUUCGAGAAGUGCGAGCUCGCAACGUGUACGCCGCGCGAGCCUGGCGUCGCCGGCGGAGACGUAUGCUCGUCUGAGAGCUUCAACGAGGACAUCGCUGUCUUCUCCAAACAGAUCAGACAAGAGAAACCAUACUACAUCGCGGAUCCGGAGGUGGACUCGCUGAUGGUCCAGGCGAUCCAGGUCCUCCGGUUUCACCUCCUCGAGCUCGAAAAGGUGCACGAACUCUGCGACAACUUCUGCCACCGGUACAUCAGCUGUUUGAAAGGCAAGAUGCCGAUUGACCUAGUGAUCGACGACAGAGAGAGUUCGAAACCGCCCGAGAUUGGGAACGGUCUGGACGGUGGCGGGCCGAGGAGCACCGCGGACAGCACCAGCCACACGGACGGAGCCAGCACGCCGGACGUCAGGCCACCCUCCUCGUCGCUCUCGUACCCCGGCGCGGGUGGCAACGACGAUGCUCGCAGCCCUGGCAGCGGGGGCACGCCUGGACCCCUCAGCCAACAAGCACCCACCAGCCUGGACUCCUCGGAUCCUGACGCCAUGGGUAAAUGGUGUCCGCGUAGGGAAUGGAGUUCUCCGCCGGACGCGCAACGAGCGGCGAGCGAGGCGCGCCGUGGUGUUCUUUACUCUUCCGUCUUCCUCGGUAGUCCCGGUGACGCGAGUAACGCGAGUAUCGGCAGCGGCGAGGGCACCGGCGAGGAAGACGACGAUUCGUCGGGUAAGAAGAACCAGAAGAAGCGGGGUAUCUUUCCCAAGGUCGCGACGAACAUCCUCAGGGCGUGGCUGUUUCAACACCUCACGCAUCCGUACCCUUCGGAAGACCAGAAGAAGCAGCUGGCUCAGGACACGGGGUUGACGAUCCUUCAAGUUAACAACUGGUUCAUCAACGCGAGGCGUAGAAUCGUCCAGCCGAUGAUCGACCAGAGCAAUCGAGCCGUGUUUCCACCAUUGUCCGCAGGUCCGAGCGGGGCAUACAGUCCGGAUGCGACGAUGGGCUACAUGAUGGACGGACAGGCGGCGGGCAUGAUGCACCGGCCGCCCGGUGAUCCCACCUUCCACAAUCAGUACCAUUACCCGCCAGAGUACUAUGGACAUCACUUAUAAAGCAGUAGUCGCGAGUGAAGGUAGACGAUGGAACGACGGUUCUUGCGGAACGGGAAACGUAGAAGCGUGACGGAAGCACCGUGCCCCGAGCGGCGAGGAACGGAUCGUCGGCUCGCGGGCAAUCAGCGGCGAAGGCACGAGAGGGAACCUCUUUCCCCGCGUCGAACGCCAGGACCCGUGCUGCCGGAUACUCGAGUGCCCAGGUGCGCGGGAUGCGGUGGAUUCACGAUGGCGUCGGUCCGGUCCACGUGGAAAAAGGAAGAAGAGUCGCACGUGUGCGUUCGAGCCGAAGGCUAACCGAACGUGCGACACGCGAAGACAAGAUCGCCGAAACGAACUGGAAGAAUCGAGGCAGAGGAAGGACAAGGGGAAGAGAGACGAAGGAAGAGACCGACCGGCCCGAGACGUCGAGCGCGAGAAACCGGAAAAGCGAGGAAGAUGGGUAUAGAAGAGCGCGGCUCGGCGGAACAGGACGAGAGGAGAGCCGCCGUGGAAAUUCAUGUGAUUGUUCUGUGUACAAAUGUCGCGGUGUAAUAUUGUAGUGAUCGAAGAAUUUAAAUGUUAAAUUUUAAUACGGUCGCGAUCGAGCUACGUUUACGAUAGAUGGAAGACAGGGAGGCGGAUUAACACGAGUGAUAUAGGUAAUUUAGCGCGGGUGUGUACAUUAAUGGAAAAGAAACGCGGGGGGUGGGGGGGGGGCGAUCGAGAGAAAAACGAAUGGGAGAAACGACGAAGCCGAUGCUCGCAGGGAUCCGUAGUAGAUAGGGAUGCGUCGAUUUCUGCCAGAGAGAUGCAACGAGGGAUGGACGAUGCAGGCUGGUCGAGGAACUGCGACAUGGAGGAUGAACCGAGUAUAUCUAUGCAUACGGUGCAUACGCGCGCGAGCACAGGCCGUGCGCAUCGACACCGUACGGUUUAUUAUAAAUAAAUAUAAAUAGAGAAAAGAAUUUUAGCGGCGCGACACGGGCCGCGGUUCGCGGUCGAACGCGGUGGACAUCGGUAACCCAUCCGAUCGCGGGGUCGACGCGGACCCGCUCGCGCAUACAAAAGAUGGUACAGAGGCAUCCGUCGCGGCCUGAAAACAAGGAACACGAGGCGAAAGGAACCAGGUGGGAUCGAGGUAACGUUUAGAGAAACGGGGAAUGGAAUCGACGCGUGUGUGCCGGACUCGAGCGUCGACCACAUUCACUUGCAUAUAAUUCUAUAGGUGACAUUGAAAUUUGUACAGUUAUUAAUGAUAAAUGAAUUUACUAAUUAAAGGAGGAAGUAAUUAUAUAUAAAUAUAUACAUAACUGAAGUAACACGUGGCCCCGGUUGUAAUAUAUAUAUAAGCGAGCGUUUUAAUUGGACUGCGGGAGGACGAUUAUUAUCUCGUGUGCGUUCCCGUAUUUCUCGGCAGGCGACUGUGUGUGUGCGUGUAUGCGUGUGUGCGUGUCUGCGCGCGUCUGUACACCUGCGAGUGUGCGUGAGGUGGUGGCCGCGUGGAAUCGGGAGGGAAACAACGCAAAUGAAAAUACGAGAGACGCAGUGCAAGAGAAACAGAAUGAUAGCGUGCGAGCGAGAGAGAGAGAGAGAGAGAGAGAGAGAGAGAGCGAGAGACAGAUUUCCUCCUCAUCCACCAAUUCCUCCCCAAAAGAGUACGAGUAUGCGUGAGAAAGAGAGAAUUAAUUAACACGCGAGUGACGGCGGUGAGGGACUAUAUAUAUAAAGAAAAAAAUAUAUAUAUAUAUAUAAAUAUAUAAAUAUAUAAAUACAAAAAUAUAGAUACCUGCGAGAGGAUCGGACGCUCUUCGUCGUCGGGUCACUCUAACCCCACCUGAACCGUUACACCAACACAGUGUCAGAUCUAAACGCAUAAAACACAUUCGAACACACACACACACACACACACACACACACGCCCACGAAGAGGAUAGAACAAGUGUACACGGAAGCGCGCGCGAAAAAGAGCGUUAUUAUCCCAGCCCCGUCUCCCACACCGUAACGAUAAUUAAAAGAACCUAAACGAUGAAAACAUACACACUCUGGGCAAAGGAGUACACGAUUACAGUUUAUUAUAUAAUAUAUUGUGUAUACAUAGUUAAUUGAGCCGCGGCGAGCGUCGACAGGGAGAGGGCGGACACGUUCGAUUGGAAGGGCGACACGGUAUUUCGCGAGCAAGCGCGCGCACCCAACACUCUUUCGCUCUCUCUCUCUCGCGCUCUCUCUCUCUCUCUCUCUCUCGUCUUUCCAUUUCUUCCCGUCGCUCCUUCUUUCCCUGUCCUGUGCCGUGACUCGACGCGACAAGCUCUGGGGAGGCGAAAGGGCUCGAUAAUAAAUGGAGAAACUACGGACCAGUCAGAACCUCGACACGCCAGAGGGUGAGAAUCGCGGGAGGCGAGAGUUAACGAGCACGAUCGAGAAGGACGUUUCUUUCUUUCCCUCUUUCCCUCCUUCGCGAUCUUUUCUUUCACCCUGGCCACCUCAUGCCGAAAGUCACAGACAGUUCGCUUAACAGAGGACAUCGUAUUUUUGCUUCUGCCGUUCGAAUCUGCUUUGGGCCUUCUCUUCUUUCUUCCAAUUGAUUUCAUGCAACUCGCAACGAAAGCAUCUUCUAUCUAAUAUUAGGUUGGCCAACAUGUCGUUGCCAAUAAGCCAACCUACUAGAAACAUCGGACAAAUUUAUAGGUACAAUCGGGUAGAGCGACAAAACAGUAAUCCGUCAAAAGGUUUCGAGCGCAAAAUGUUACGUGUACUCGCGGUAGAAUGCCGUCAAAAUUGCGAUCGAACGACACUCGUAGUAGAAAGAUCGGAAUUCAACGAAAUUUUCCGCGAUCUUCGCUAUCUACGCAGAGCGAACGACGUCAUUUGGCAGAGUUUCCAUCGGUUUCCGAGUAGAAUCUCGGGAAUCGGAUGAAAUUUCAGCGUCCGAAGGAUCUCUCGACGAAAUGGUCGAUCGGUCCACACAGCCGAUCGAAAUUUCGCCGAAUCCCGGAUUCGACGUCGCUCGUAAAAGAGCAAUUGGGCGUGCGCGAUCCUUGGUUGCGUACAGCUUGUAGAACAGAGCCGAAUCUGUUGAAAGUCGUUGGUCCACUUCCGUUUUCAUAUCCUGUAGAGCAUACUUUUCGCAGAACACUACGAUUCCGAACGUUACCAACACUUUCGUUCCUUCCAACAUCUUUCCCUAUCGCGAUUCAAAGUUGCUUCACGAUCGAAGACAUUGAGCUUUCGUCAGGGACGAAAGAAACGCAGGCCCCUUCGUUACGACACUCCACGGAGCAAAUAGCGUGUUUACCCCGAGAAAGGCUGGGUGAGUGCGAGAGCGAGAACGCGAGUAGGUUGAAAAUUUUCAUAAAAUUAGCCAUCGAUUAGAUGUCAGAGCCAAUCGUCGUGAAUGCACCCCUGAAGCGCGCGCGCGCGGCAAGUUCGAAACAACGGAUCCUUGGGAGAGUCGCGAAUCGCGACGGAUGAUCGGUCGUCGAUCGAGAGGCAACGAGGGAGGCAAUGGGACACGAGAGAAAGAGAGAGAGAGAGAGAGAGAGAGAGAGAGAGAGAGGAAUAGGGAGAGAGAAAGAGACAUCGUACGAGAGAGAGAGAGAGAGAGAGAGAGAGAGAGAGAGCGAGCGAGAAGCAGAGCGAGAGGUGAAUGAACGAGGCUGCGAGAAAGUGAACGAUCGAGAGAGACGCAGAGCAGACGAGAGAAAUUUUAUCGAUAUUUUCAAUACGCCCGCAUACACGCAGAUCUUCUAUAAAAAUUUUAAAUGUAAACACACUGCUCUUGUCGCGCGUCCUGCCGAUCAGAGAGGAACCGGGCCGCGAUCGUUUCCCGUCGAUGGGUCACGAGCGACGGAUCAAAAUGGCGGCGAGAAAUCGCCCGGGGGAACGAUCUCCUCCUCCGAUUCCUCUCGGGCCGGCGCAGCGGCGUAUUAGUAUACUGAAAGAAAAAAAAAAAGAUAAUCCACGUAUACCGAAAGACUCAGGUGCGAGAGAAGUCAGCUUUAGGUCCUGGUUAAUUGGAGAAAUCUCGGACACUCGUCGCGAGACGCGUCGCGACCGAUCAGAAUCGUUAAAAUCGGCUGCUGGAGCGCGCGUAAUUCGACCUCACGAGCGCGGCAAUCGAUUGUGCGAUCCUAUGCGCGAGUUCUCGAGCGAUCCCCGGUCGAGACGACGGCGAUCGAACCAUUUCCGUUUCUGUUGUUAUUUUCUCGGUUUUUCUUUGGAGCGAGUCACCGUGUUGGGCCGCGGUUGAAGUUUCUCGACGACCAAGCUGCCAGGAUACAUGGUAUACGCCGCGAGCGGACUGCGCGGGCAACCGAUCCGCGCCGCGGACCGUCCGCGGGACAUCGACGCGGAUACUUUUAAACGUUUUAAAACGCGACAGGCGGGCCUCGCCCGGGGCCCAUCUGAUUUUAAGGUGGACGCUUUUUACCACGGGGACCCAGAGAGUAUUUAUCCGCUCGGCCGCCACCAGCGGCGGCGUGUUCCGACUGCUAGAGAAUAUUUAAGAUCCGCGGACGAGUCCCGCUGCCUACGGACGGUUCCCCGCGCCCGAUGCUCGCUCUCGAGAACAAUCCUACUUCGCGAAUCGAGGAACAAA
Molecule: messenger RNA, 8286 nt
Organism: Megalopta genalis
Lineage: Eukaryota; Metazoa; Arthropoda; Insecta; Hymenoptera; Halictidae
Gene: hth
Product: Meis homeobox homothorax
Biological process (GO): regulation of DNA-templated transcription
Molecular function (GO): DNA binding
Source: RefSeq, a predicted model, not a curated record